Molecule: messenger RNA, 2160 nt
Organism: Copidosoma floridanum
Lineage: Eukaryota; Metazoa; Arthropoda; Insecta; Hymenoptera; Encyrtidae
Product: succinyl-CoA:acetate/propanoyl-CoA:succinate CoA transferase
Biological process (GO): acetate metabolic process
Cellular component (GO): mitochondrion
Molecular function (GO): acetate CoA-transferase activity
Source: RefSeq, a predicted model, not a curated record
GCGGUGUUUCCAAAGGUUAAAGUAGUGGCGGCGGCGGUGGUUGGUGGUAGCGACGCGAAGGUUGCGUUCCUGCAUCAUAAAAGUAAAAAGUGUAGGUUGGUUGGCUGCUGCAGUGUUGUGUUGAGGUUGUGCCCAAGUGACACUGGCCGUCAUUAAGGAGCCUGAAUAUAAAUAAUACGGUGCAGCUUAUCAAAUCGAUCGUCCUCGAGGCUCACGAAAAAUAAACUGGAGCUCUUCGGCUUUGAUUUGUAAGCAUCGCAAGCAGUAGCAACAGCAGCAACAAAAAAACCAAAAAAUGUCACUCCAGAAGAUGACGAGUCUGACACGCGCUCUGGCCGCGAUGCGGCCCUACAGGGUAGCCGCAACAGCCAAGAACUACUACACCUACGUGAACGAACCUUCGAUGCCCAUACCGAACAAGGAGCCCUGCUGGCUCAGCACCGCCGAGGAGGCCAUUGCCGCUGCCGAACUUGGCUCCAACAACCUCGUUUACGCCCAGGGCGCGGCAGCGACGCCCGUCGAGCUUCUACGUGGCAUGACGGAGUUUGGCCUCAAGCAGUGCAUCAAGAACGUCAGGCUGUUUCACAUGCAUCUAGAGGGCGAGGCUCCCUUCGCCGAUCCGAAGGUCAAAGACAACUUCAAAUCCAUCAGCUUGUUCAUCGGCGGCAACGUCCGCAAAGCAGUCAACGAGGGCCGAGCCGAUUGCAUUCCAAUUUUCCUGCACGAGAUACCCAAGUUGUUCAACGAGGGCCACAUCAAGCCCGACAUCGCCCUCAUCCACGUGACUCCACCCGACGACAAGGGCUUCUGCUCCCUCGGCACCAGCGUCGACUGCGUACGAGCCGCCCUCAUCCAUUCCCGGGUCAUCGUUGCGCAAGUAAACCAGUGCCUGCCACGUACAUUUGGCGAUGCCCUCAUCCACAAGAGUCACAUCGACUUUGCGGUCUGCCACGACAAACCACUGCCAGUCCACGGUGGCAACGAGCUCAGCAAGGAGGAGAAACUUAUCGGCAAGAACAUCGCCGAGCAUCUGGUCGAGGACGGCGCGACUCUCCAGCUCGGGAUCGGCAGCAUACCCGACGCCACGUUGGCGCAACUCAAGGGCCACAAGGAUCUCGGUGUGCACAGCGAGAUGUUCAGCGAUGGGGUUGUCGAUCUUGUCAAUCUUGGGUGCAUCACCAACAGCCAAAAGACCAUGCACACUGGAAGGAUCGUUGGCUCCUUCUGCGUCGGGACGAACAAGCUCUACGAUUUCAUGAACAACAAUCCGUUCAUUGAGAUGCUGCGCGUCGAUUACGUCAAUGAUCCGCGCAUCAUUGCCAAGCAACCCAAGAUGACUGCGAUCAACUCGUGCAUCGAAGUCGACAUAACUGGCCAGGUCAGCUCGGACAGUAUCGGACCGAGAAUGUUCUCGGGCUUCGGUGGUCAGGUGGACUUUAUCAGCGGCGCCGCGAUGAGCGAGGACGGCAAGGGCAAGCCCAUCAUCGCUCUGAGAUCCACAACUAACAAGGGAGCCACGAAAAUUGUCCCUAUGCUUAAUUUAGGUGCUGGAGUCGUCACUUCUAGGGCUCUGGUGCGUUACGUCGUCACGGAAUGGGGUAUCGCUAGCUUGUUUGGCAAGACACUGCAGCAGCGAGCCUACGAGUUGAUAAACGUAGCCCAUCCGGACCAUCGGGAAGCUUUGGAAAAAGCGACCUUCGAACGAUUAAAAGUGAUGCCCGAGAAAAAAAACUAUUGAGUGAACUAAUCCCGUCGUUGCUACGAAAGAUAAUUAUAAGAAUUUCUGAAAGAAAUCAAUUUUACAAGACCAUAUCUUUUUCUUGUUUGCCAUAUGCAUAGUGGCAUCAGUUCACUUGACUACUUGCCACUUAUCCAUUUUACUUUCCCAUUCUCAGUGAUGACUGUCGCUAGAUAUCGUCAUUCGAGAAAACACCAGAGACUCUAUGGAAUAAAUACUGUUGUAUAGAUAACUAUGUAAUGAAAGUGACAAUUAAGUAUGAAAAUUGCGUAUAAUCGUGCUUUGCACGGUCACGUUUUAAAUUUACGAUUAUGUAUGCAGAUUGGAUAUACUUUUUGACGGGACUGCAUGUGCACGAUCUCGCGCGUAAUAAUUCUAGAUAGGCACGCAAUUGCAACUGUUUUUUCCUUUUUUUUUUUUCA